Molecule: messenger RNA, 3078 nt
Organism: Hypanus sabinus (Atlantic stingray)
Lineage: Eukaryota; Metazoa; Chordata; Chondrichthyes; Myliobatiformes; Dasyatidae
Product: ribonuclease inhibitor-like
Exons: 6
Coding region: 563-1093 (176 amino acids)
Cellular component (GO): cytoplasm
Molecular function (GO): protein binding
Source: RefSeq, a predicted model, not a curated record
UAGGGAAUGAGAGAGAAUAUGUGGAGUUUACAGGGUCACACCGACAGACGAAAUUACUGACAUUCGGUGAAUUCAUUGGAGCUGGGCAGUGAGGGACAUUGACAGUGAUGGGAUCUACGAUCAGUGAAUUACUGAAGGGUUUAAUGUUCCCUGAAAUAUCCGGGUGAGAGAAAUGCCCUCAGACGGACAAUUUUAAUCACAAUGUUCAUCAAUUUGUCUGUUUGUGUUUAGACUGAACGAUAAUAAACUGGGGGAUUCAGGAGUGAAACUGGUGUCUGCGGCUCUGAGGAACCCGGAGUGUAAAAUACAGAGACUGUGGCUGGACAAUGUCGGUCUCACAGAUUCUGGUGCCGAGGAUCUCGUCUCCGCUCUCAGUACAAACCCAUCACUGACGGGGCUGGACCUGAGUGGUAAUAAACUGGGAGAUUCAGGAGUGAAACUGGUGUCUGCGGCUCUGAGGAACCCGGAGUGUAAAAUACAGAGACUGUGGCUGUGGGAUGUCGGUCUCACAGAUUCUGGUGCCGAGGAUCUCGUCUCCGCUCUCAGUACAAACCCAUCACUGAUGGAUCUGAACCUGAGUGGUAAUAAACUGGGAGAUUCAGGAGUGAAACUGGUGUCUGCGGCUCUGAGGAACCCGGAGUGUAAAAUACAGAAACUGUGGCUGUGGGAUGUCGGUCUCACAGAUUCUGGUGCCGAGGAUCUCGUCUCCGCUCUCAGUACAAACACUUCAGUGACGGAUCUGAACCUGAGUGGUAAUAAACUGGGGGAUUCAGGAGUGAAACUGGUGUCUGCGGCUCUGAGGAACCCGGAGUGUAAAAUACAGACACUGUGGCUGAGGGAUGUCGGUCUCACAGAUUCUGGGGCCGAGGAUCUCGUCUCCACUCUCAGUACAAACCCAUCACUGACGGAUCUGGACCUGAGAUCAAACUCUCUGACAGACCGAUCUGUCCCCGCUCUCCGCCGCCUCAUACUGACCCUCCCGAGUCUGGAGCGGAUCUGGCUGUGGGGGAAUCGGUUCAGUGGGACCGGGAUGAAGGAACUGAGAUCUCUACAGGGAUUCAGACCCGGACUGAUGGUGGAUCUGAACAUCUGAAUGUGGUGAAUCGGUUCAGUGAGACCGGGAUGAAGGAACUGAGAUCUCUACAGGAACCCAGACCCGGACUGAUGGUGGAUCUGUGAACAUCUGAAUGCGGGGAAUCGGUUCAGUGAGACCGGGAUGAAGGAACUGAGAUCUCUACAGGAACCCAGACCCGGACUGAGAGUGAUCCUGUGAACAUCUGAAUGUGGUGAAUCGGUUCAGUGAGACCGGGAUGAAGGAACUGAGAUCUCUACAGGGACCCAGACCCGGACUGAUGGUGGAUCUGUGAACAUCUGAAUGUGGUGAAUCGGUUCAGUGAGACCGGGAUGAAGGAACUGAGAUCUCUACAGGAACCCAGACCCGGACUGAUGGUGGAUCUGUGAACAUCUGAAUGUGGUGAAUCGGUUCAGUGAGACCGGGAUGAAGGAACUGAGAUCUCUACAGGAACCCAGACCCGGACUGAUGGUGGAUCUGUGAACAUCUGAAUGUGGGGAAUCGGUUCAGUGAGACCGGGAUGAAGGAACUGAGAUCUCUACAGGAACCCAGACCCGGACUGAUGGUGGAUCUGUGAACAUCUGAAUGUGGGGAAUCGGUUCAGUGAGACCGGGAUGAAGGAACUGAGAUCUCUACAGGAACCCAGACCCGGACUGAUGGUGGAUCUGUGAACAUCUGAAUGUGGGGAAUCGGUUCAGUGAGACCGGGAUGAAGGAACUGAGAUCUCUACAGGAACCCAGACCCGGACUGAUGGUGGAUCUGUGAACAUCUGAAUGUGGGGAAUCGGUUCAGUGAGACCGGGAUGAAGGAACUGAGAUCUCUACAGGAACCCAGACCCGGACUGAGAGUGGAUCUGUGAACAUCUGAAUGUGGAGAAUCGGUUCAGUGAGACCGGGAUGAAGGAACUGAGAUCUCUACAGGAACCCAGACCCGGACUGAAAGUGGAUCUGUGAACAUCUGAAUGUGGGGAAUCGGUUCAGUGAGACCGGGAUGAAGGAACUGAGAUCUCUACAGGAACCCAGACCCGGACUGAGAGUGGAUCUGUGAACAUCUGAAUGUGGUGAAUCGGUUCAGUGAGACCGGGAUGAAGGAACUGAGAUCUCUACAGGAACCCAGACCCGGACUGAUGGUGGAUCUGUGAACAUCUGAAUGUGGUGAAUCGGUUCAGUGAGACCGGGAUGAAGGAACUGAGAUCUCUACAGGAACCCAGACCCGGACUGAUGGUGGAUCUGUGAACAUCUGAAUGUGGUGAAUCGGUUCAGUGAGACCGGGAUGAAGGAACAGAGAUCUCUACAGGAACCCAGACCCGGACUGAUGGUGGAUCUGAAUGUGUGAACAUCCCCGCCCGCGGGAUGGGGACAUUUGGCCGACUCCCCGCCCUCCCCUUUAACUCCCGCCCUUACCUUUAACGGCCGCGCGCCGGGGCUGAUUCCCAACGGUUUUAACGGAACCGGCUCGGGCCUCGCGCUGUGUGCGUCGCUCGCAGCGGUCCCGCAGUGACGUGUUUCCGCCUGUUGUCCGGCGGGGCAGCAUCCGCCGGAAGUGCGUGUUGGAGACGCCCCACGUGACUCCCCGGGGAAUUACCCGGACAGGAAGAGCCCGGGGUCCGGGGCUCAGUCUGGGACACCGGUGUCCCGGGGUGGGGGGGAUGGUCCCGGGAGAGAAUCCUUUUGCCCCCUUUGCUGAGGACGGUGCAUUCGGCAGCCUGGCCGAUAUAAUGAUGUUAAAUGGACAAAUCCCUCGGCAGUGACCCUGGAUCUGCAGCGAUCCCGGACACGGCCCCGAAGUGUGAUUUUAUAAUCAGUUUUAUAAUUUUAUAAUCAGUUCCCCGAUGCAGAGUGACGGUGAGCAACGGGACUGGUUAUUAUUCAACCGGUCACCCCUUGUCGCCGGUCAGUUAAUUGUGUGUGACUGUCAGCAGAUUAUUUAUUCCCGCACGUUAGCAGCUCACACAUUGUUUCAUUGAUAUAUCUCAUAAAAAAUCAAUAAACCACUGAUCUUCCUGU